Messenger RNA from Penicillium alfredii, 393 nucleotides. RefSeq lists its product as uncharacterized. Bases 1 to 393 code for a protein of 130 amino acids. NCBI's taxonomy places the organism in Eukaryota, Fungi, Ascomycota, Eurotiomycetes, Eurotiales, Aspergillaceae. The record is from RefSeq and is a predicted model, not a curated record. The transcript is spliced from 2 exons.
AUGCUCCAUGGCCACCCUAGUUCGUUCAUAUCGGGUCUCAUGCACUCGGCCUACAUUUCAUGUCAAAAUGAAUUCGGCAACGGCAGUGAUAGAAGGCGCAAAACCAUCAUACGCAACCAUCUACAGGAUUCACGCUUCUUUCCAAAGCAUGCUCACGUUACGCGUGUGGAAUACAACAAGGUUUUGUCUGAGUGCUUUGAUACCUUACAGGGUAGGGUCAAUCAAGAAAUCGAAAGUCUUAUAAGAGAUUUUCAUUCCGUUGUGGCCGACGAGGGACAGAUACACGAGGCGCAGCAGGCUCCUGAAUUAGCGUGGGCGCUGGGUGAGAGGGUUGAGAGGACUGAGGGCGCUUUAAACAAAACCUAUCGUGUAUUGAAGGAGCUAAGGAACUAG